Molecule: messenger RNA, 1011 nt
Organism: Penicillium robsamsonii
Lineage: Eukaryota; Fungi; Ascomycota; Eurotiomycetes; Eurotiales; Aspergillaceae
Exons: 2
Coding region: 1-1011 (336 amino acids)
Source: RefSeq, a predicted model, not a curated record
AUGGAGCUUCUUGCACGACAUCCUCACCCAGUUCCCCUGGGCACAAAAUCAUUAGGACCAAUUUCCACUCUGGCACCAUUUUCAGCCUUGAUUAUCUCCAUCGUGCUAGUCAUCAUCUUCCUCGUUCGCCUCUACGUCCUCGAAGGAUUUCUCAUUUGUCAUUUAUAUGGCCCCAUCUACACCCAGAUGAGUGAGCUGAACCGUCGAGGGUUCAUAAAUCACCACAUCGCCGGUGUCACCAAGCUCAUCAUUUUGAUUGUUGCCGCAUACCCCUUCAUCGGUGUCACUUUCUGCAAUGGCCCGUCAUUCAACACUCCCUUCGUCCAUGGCUCAGGAGUGACCCUGGGAGACAUUCUGAUUGUUGUAUCCCAGAUGUUGAUUGGUAUAUACCUUUUUGAGUUGAUCUACCGCGUGAAGCUGUCACCCGUGGCCGUAAUGCACCAUAUUGGGACAAUCUUCAUUGGCCAAGCCGCCAUAGCGAUCAGUCUGCGACCGCUACGCGAACCUGAUUCGUACAUCGAGUUCGUCCUCUGUACUGUCUGGGGUGCAUUCGACGCCGUUUUCGAGUUAUUCCCCCACCUCGCUAUAGUCCUGUACCGGAUCUUCCCCGACCGCCACCACUUUCUCAGCAAUCUUUUCCUCUUCUCCUGUUUCUCAACCGCAUUGGGGACAGCCGCCGAGACCGUGGUGACCAUGUGGCUGUUUGCAAGUACGUGGGACCGGUGGCGGCUUGCCUUCAAGGUUGUCACGCCAAUUCUGCACGUGGCGUUCUCCGCGGCUCAGAUCCAUGGUAGUCUUGUCUUCUGGCGGAUGUACCGCCGUCAAAAGCGCUUCCAGAUGGAGGCUGAUGCCGAAGCCAGAGAUAGCAAUAUCAAGGGUGAGAAUGAGGGCUCGGUAAAUGAUCGUCAGCCCCAAAGCCGGAGUGGCCAGAGCAUGGAGGAGGUCAAUGCUGACUUGGUCACUGUAAAAUCGGGGGUCCCGGUUGUUGCUACUGUUGAGAGGUCCUGUUAG